CGUACAAUUGAAGAAACUGUUAAAACAUGUCAAGUGGACAUUUAAUUUUGCAGUGCCUUCUUGUACUUGCUUUACUGAUGAGAAAUACGGUGCGCUUUUUGAAAUACAAUAAAUAAAAGUUAGAAGAUGUGAGCAAUGUAAAACUCAAAUAACGUUGAUUUUGUACUGAAAGAUGUCUCAACCUGGAGCAAAGAAAGGAGGAGGCAAAGGCCCCCCCAAAGAAACCAAAAAUGAAGAAAAUAAAGAAGCCAGUGCCAAUAAAGCAGGUACCAACAAAGACACCAAGGAGAAAGACAAAGAUGAAACCGCCAGUAACCCUGAGGGAGAUGAGGGGCCAAGUUCAAAACCUCAAAGUGCAGGAUCCAACGUCAGGGAUGCAGCACAAAGGAUUUUGUCACUAUGCCAAAAAGGAGAAUGGGCGCCAGUGGAUCAAAUCCUCAAGUCGAUGGAGAAAGCUAUCGCCAAUGCUGGAGAAGAGGCAAACUACGUUCCUCUGGCUGGUGUCCUCGAUUUGGCAACCGGGAUGACACCUCUCAUGUAUGCAGUGAAAGACAAUAGAACGUCUCUGAUUGAUAGACUGAUCGACUUGGGAUCUGAUGUGGGAGCACGGAAUAAUGACAAUUACAAUGUGCUGCAUAUCUCUGCAAUGUAUUCAAGAGAGGACGUUGUUAAACUAUUACUCACGAAGAGAGGCGUUGAUCCCUAUUCCACGGGAGGUAGUCGAACCCAAACAGCCGUUCAUCUGGUAGCGUCUAGACAAACAGGAACAGCAACUUCCAUUCUAAGAGCUCUACUUCAAGCAGCAGGAAAAGAUAUCAGACUGAAAACAGACGGG
Molecule: messenger RNA, 835 nt
Organism: Leptinotarsa decemlineata (Colorado potato beetle)
Lineage: Eukaryota; Metazoa; Arthropoda; Insecta; Coleoptera; Chrysomelidae
Biological process (GO): positive regulation of transcription by RNA polymerase II
Cellular component (GO): nucleus
Molecular function (GO): protein binding; transcription cis-regulatory region binding
Source: RefSeq, a predicted model, not a curated record